Molecule: messenger RNA, 1924 nt
Organism: Brassica napus (rape)
Lineage: Eukaryota; Viridiplantae; Streptophyta; Magnoliopsida; Brassicales; Brassicaceae
Exons: 3
Coding region: 310-1434 (374 amino acids)
Source: RefSeq, a predicted model, not a curated record
UAAGUCUUCAAAUGGCCUUUAAGUGGGCUUCGGGGAUGAAGUAAAUCAAGAAAAGCCCAAGUCUAUUAUUUACAUGUUAUAAUAUAAGUCUACUUUGUCUUUGUAAGAAAUCAUCGAAAAACGAUCACAAACAUAUUUGGGUAAAUCCCUAAUUCUUCUUCUCUAACUUCUCUUCUACCUCUGCUCUUCGUCAAUCUUCUCCCCUUUCUGUUCUAUUCAGAUAAGCUCAAUCCCUGGGCUUAUCAUUGGUAUCAGUAGGAUCCUGGUGGAGUUAGCUUUGAGAAAACUCAAGAAUUCGUUUUCAACAUAAUGUGUGGUUUGCUUGAGAUGGAACAGACGAGAGAAAAAUGUUUUGCCAACUCUGAGUUAGAGUUGCUUAGGAGAAAGGCGCAUCACAUGAAGGAUGAAGGGGCGAAGUUGUCAAGGGCAGCUACUCACAACAGAGACAUCUUGUCGCAGUGCUAUUACGUUGACCGGAGAAUUAUGUUAUAUGCGUUUGAGGAACUGACUCCUUAUCAGAAGUUAAAGGUCUGGGACCCGGGGCAAGCUAUAGUGUUUCACGACAAGACCUUUCCAAGUUAUGGAGAUGUGAUCACUGUUUCAAUCACUGACUUUUUAGGCCUCGAGGACAAGGCUGUUAUUCUACCGGGAAGUACACUGAAGUUCUAUGGUGAGAAGAGUGAGGAGCAACAACAGAGAUACAACACUCUUGUAUCUGAACUCUCACUCCUUAUGGCAUUGGGAACGACUCCAGCAGUAUGGUGGUUAUGUGCUGUAAUUAUUGGAGCUACAGCGAUAAGAGACACCAUGGAGAUAAGAGCGAUCACUGUACUACGUACGUUUCUUAUAGUAGAGGGAAGCUCACGACAACUGUGGAACAUGUCAAGACAGGAAGAGCUGAUCUGUGCCACUCUUUUCUACCUUAAUGAGAAGAUAAAUGAGACUAGAGAUUCUGUGAAUGAUCUGACUGAGACAGCUAGUGUUCAGUCCAAAGAAGUGAAACAAGCUCAACAUAUUUCGGCAGCUACCAACCAUACUUCGUCGAACUUAACAUGUGGGGACAUUCAUGUUAUGGUGGAAUAUAAGAGUACUCAGAUUGUUGUGAUUGGUUUUGCGUGGGAUCCAAUGGACAGGCCCACCAGGGGGAAGCUCCAAAUUAUGGUGGCUCGGGAAGAACCGUUCACGAGCACAUACUAUUUGGCUCAAACCCCACCGUCAGAUAGUUUUGUUACUGCAUAUCUGGUACUGUUUUUCACAGGCAUGGAAGAGGUAAUGGAUUUCUAUUUCUAUGACUGGUUUCAAUCACCAAGGCCACCAGAACUGAAUGAUCACGACAAUGGUGCACGGGUGAUAACGCUUCGAACGUUUCAUCAACUUGAGGACAAGUUGGUUCUCCAUCGGGGGAGUAUUGAUAAGUCUCCAAAUGGGCUUUAAGUGGGCUUCGGGGAUGAAGUAAAUCAAGAAAAGCCCAAGUCUAUUAUUUACAUGUUAUUAUAUAAGUCUACUUUGUCUUUGUAAGAAAUCAUCGAAAAACGAUCACAAACAUAUUUGGGUAAAUCCCUAAUUCUUCUUCUCUAACUUCUCUUCUACCUCUGCUCUUCGUCAAUCUUCUCCCCUUUCUGUUCUAUUCAGAUAAGCUCAAUCCCUGGACUUAUCAGUUAUCUUCACUUUCAGAUCAAAGCUCAUGUAGAUGGAGCAGGGAUCGUUGGUUUGAGACUAAGAGAGGAGGAUGAAGUUGGUUUAUGUCUUGUUUCUAAAUGGUUUGCAGUUUUUUUUUUUUUAAUUUCAGACACAAGCUUUAUGUGCUUUCAGAUUCUCAAUGGUUUGUUGUAUUUCACUUUCUAAGUUUCAGAUUUAUGUACUUGCAGAUUUUAAAUAUGUAUUAGAUACACUGCAGAUUUUAAAUCAGGUUUAUUACAUGUUA